Messenger RNA from Magnolia sinica, 1133 nucleotides. RefSeq lists its product as uncharacterized. Bases 137 to 829 code for a protein of 230 amino acids. Gene Ontology annotation, molecular function: ubiquitin-like protein binding; cullin family protein binding; ubiquitin conjugating enzyme binding. The transcript is spliced from 10 exons. The record is from RefSeq and is a predicted model, not a curated record. Lineage: Eukaryota; Viridiplantae; Streptophyta; Magnoliopsida; Magnoliales; Magnoliaceae. Gene Ontology annotation, biological process: positive regulation of ubiquitin-protein transferase activity; protein neddylation. Gene Ontology annotation, cellular component: ubiquitin ligase complex.
GAUUUCUCCGCUUUUUCUUUCCCAAAGGAGAAGCCAAGCCUCUGGAUUUUUAGCUUCCUUCUCUUUCCUUCGAUCUUACGAAGAAACUCUCUCUCUCUCUCUCUCUCUCUCUCUCUCUCCCCUUGAAUUUUUGAAGAUGCGCCGUUCAUCCACCAGAAAAAGCGGGCCACCUAACCCCACCGUCCAUUCCUCCGCCGUCGAUCUCUUCCGCUCUGCCUCAAGUAAAGCUAGUAACAAGGAGUUGGAACGGAUAGACCACCUUUUUUCUUCAUAUGCAGAUAAGUCUUCUGGCAUGAUUGACCCAGAAGGAAUUGAGUCACUUUGUGCAGAUGUGGAAGUGGACCACACUGAUGUCCGGAUACUUAUGCUUGCCUGGAAAAUGAAAGCUGAAAAGCAGGGAUACUUCACCUUGGAAGAGUGGCGAAGAGGCCUAAAAGCGCUACGAGCAGACAAUAUUAGCAAAAUAAAAAAGGCACUGCCUGAAUUGGAGAAGGAGGUCAGGAGGCCACAAAAUUUCUCGGAUUUCUAUUCAUAUGCGUUUCAAUACUGCUUAACAGAGGAGAAGCAAAAGAGCAUAGACAUUGAGAGCAUCUGCGUAUUGCUGGAUCUUGUUUUAGGGUCCCAGUACCAUCCUCAGGUUGAUUCGCUGAUUGAUUAUCUAAAGAAGCAAAAUGACUACAAGGUAAUUAAUAUGGACCAGUGGAUGGGCUUUUUCCGAUUCUGCAAUGAGAUAAAAUUCCCAAGCCUUGACAACUACGAUCCAGACCAUGCCUGGCCCUUGGUUUUGGACAAUUAUGUUGAAUGGAUGAGAGAGAAGCAGAAGCGCUAGAUCAUCAAUUUCUGGGAUCUUGAGUUGAUGCCUUAAGCUAAAACACCUAUCAAAGAAAAAGGACUUCAGUGAAAACCUUGAACUCUACCAAGUGGGGCCUCUGGUGCAGAUAUCAUUGUUCAUUGUGUUUUGAAUAUUCUUGAAAGGAAGGCGUUGAGGUAUCUUUUACGUUAUUCUUUCAGCUUCAAUGUUAUUUGGUCUGUCGAAUUGGCUACAUUUUCCUUCUUUGGUGAGCAGACAAGAAGAAAAUCUAUUGGUUUUGGAAUUGAAAAUUACAAUCAUAAGUUAAAAGUUGUCAUGGCUA